Macrosteles quadrilineatus (aster leafhopper) is the source of this 7084-nucleotide messenger RNA. RefSeq lists its product as uncharacterized. Lineage: Eukaryota; Metazoa; Arthropoda; Insecta; Hemiptera; Cicadellidae. The transcript has 5 exons. The record is from RefSeq and is a predicted model, not a curated record. Bases 201 to 6731 code for a protein of 2176 amino acids.
CGAAGAUCAGUCGGGUACGGUGAGUGAGUGUGAGCUACUCGGACUAGUGUUAAAUUGGCUAACGUUCAUUGGGAGGAGGAGUAAAGAGAAUGAGAAGCUAUUAGUCCGAAAAGAAUCAAACACAUCGCAACCAAGACUGAUACGGGUCAUUUCGAACGCCAGCGCCGGGCGACACGCCCCCUUUCACUAAGAGAGCAACAAUGGGAGUAGUCAGGCCAGCAGUGACGGCUCUAUUGCUGCUGGUGUCAGCGGUGCAUCCUGAGGAAGACAGAUGGAGCAAGCCAGCCACAGCGGAGCGACGUCAGGGCGACUGGGUGCCUCUGACUUGUGCCAACUGUCGCCCCGUGGACCAAGGAGCGCAGGGGUCCAACAGUCUGCCUAGUGUUCUCACCCCUCCACCACGAGUAGAGGAGGCCAGACUGCUGCCACCCCCUCCACCUCCUCCUGACGGACUGUUCCAGACAGCUGCCACAGGAUUCUUGCAGCAAUACACUCAGCAACAGCCCCCACCUCCUCCCAGGAAACCACUGCAGUUCUUGCAAGAGACAUCUCCAUCCAUUAACAGACCGCAAGCUCAAUUCUUAAAGUCCAAUGGUCCUUUGAACCAAAAGGCUCAAGGCUUUUUGCAAGAACCCAGUUCCGAAUUCCAGCCUCCACCUCAGUCGAACAGGCAGCCACAGUUGAUCAAUUUCAAUCAGCAACUGCUUGCCGAACAACCUUACCUCAACCAGCCGUUGUUCCUUGGACCUCAGUUUGUAGCUGCUCCGUUCUUCCCACAGACAAGCAUUCCUCCUCAGAAUGUUCAACAGAUAAACCCGGCUCAAGUUCAGCAGCAGAGUCCAUUGUUGCCGAAUGUACUUCCUGCCAACAACCAAAAUUUCCAAGUAGCUGCUGAUAGACCUGUAUUUCUGCAACAAAUAACUGCAGGAAAUCCAGAAACUCCGACUGAGAAUCAACAAGCUGUCAGUCAAACGCCGGCUCCUCAACUCCAAUAUUCGGUAAAUGGCACUGACAGUCAAAAAGAUGAAGGGGAAAGAGAAGAAGUCCAGCUAUUGUAUGUUCCAGUAGAGACACUCAACCAAAGGGCGAGAAAUCUUGGUAAGCAAAAGUCACUAGCUUCAAACCAGGGUGUGGCUGCACAGACAGUAGGAGCAGAAAGCAAUACAUUCACUAGCCCUGGACAAAACUUUGCCUUUUCUACUAGGAAGCCCCAUUUUGAAGAUCAAAACAACUUCAAUACACAAUUUCAUGCAUCAAAACAUCAACAUGUAAAACAGCAGUUUCAACAGCAGCUUCCACCAGUCGACCAGGAAAAAUUUAAUAGCCAAAUACACACUGUAAGGGAGCAGUUCAAUGUUAACCAAGGGGACAAAUUCUUGCAGCAAUCAUUGUCGAAAAAUCAAGAAAACCUUAGGUUAGAAACUCAGAAUACAAAGCAAUUCAACCAACCAGCAUCUCAGUUUCAGGCACAGUUUCAGCAAGAUCAAAUAUUAAAUCCACAGUUUAACACACAUCAACAAAACUCACAGUUCCAUCACCAUCAAACUCACAAUGUUGGUCAGCAGCAGCAGCAAUUCCGAGCUCAGCAACAGCAACAACAACAACAACAACAACAACAACAACAACAACAACAACAACAACAACCACCACCACCAAUAAAUCAAUUUGCCAGUUUUAACCAGGACGUUCAGCAAGAUCAGGCCAAUUUCAAUGCACAACAAUUGAAUGGAAACCAGCAGCUGUCUGGACAGUUCCAAAACAACAACUUCCAACAGCAACCAGUUCAGCAUCAACAAGAGGCGAUUAACAGCCAAGGGCUGACAAGGCAGCAAUUCAACCAGCAGUUCACUGAUCAAAACCAACAGUUCCUUCAGCAACACUUACUACAAGUAAACCAGCAACCGCCAUUGCCAGGAAAGGAACAGCAUUAUAUCAAUCAGCCAAUUACAUUGAAUCCUGGUCAACCGCAGAUUCAGCAAUUUGCAACCCAGCAGGCUCAACCUCAAGCACAGUUUAAUGUACCUGAAUCUCAAACUGUUGCUCCUGCAGUUCAAACUAGACAGCCCAUUACUCUUGCACCUGAACCAGUAACUCAAACAAUACAGCCAGCAAUUUCACAGCAAUCAAAGACCCAGAGGUUUAGAAAUCCUCAAGUUGAGGGCUCUAAAAACACACAGCGCGUACAAGACCAUCAGCACCGCCGAUUCCCAGAGGAUUACCAAAAACAAUCAGAGGAUAGGGCUAAAUUCGCCCAGGCAUCUACAGUUGGGACGCAAAGUUCUAAUGUUGAACUAAGACAAAACCAGCAACAAUUCUGGUCCAACCAAAAUCUCCCAAACAAUAAAUUUGAACACGAAAUUUCAUCUUUCCAGCCUGACCAUCAUUCAGUUUCAAGUGUGGCCCCACCUGCGUCAACAUCACCACAUCCACAGACCACACUAGCUCCUAACCAACCACCAUUGUCAGUUUAUAUGGAAACUACUGAGAAUACUAAAGUAAACGAUGUUUUAAGAUUGCUGAAAAAUGCUAAAUCAAUUCAAGUCCUUGAUACAAUAGGGCCAGAUUCUCCUCAGGUAUUUGUUGGGCCAUCUAAUUUGAAUGCACCUGCUGGUUACAUUAAGUUUGAACUUCCUUACUUGAACUCGCUGGAUAGUAACAGAGUAGAGAGAAAAGUAGACAAAUUGCCAUUUUUCGUGGCGCCUUUGAACUUUAACCCACCGCCUGGUUAUUCUAAAAUACCAUUCCCAGCUCCUCACAUAGGUUCCGUAGUUGUAUCAAAUGAUACUGUAUUGAGAACUGCUUUUCACGAUAAACCUUUCUUCAACGAACCCGCACUAGCUUCAACAUCAGAGAGGUACUCUGAUCAGUACACCUUACCAGCUCAAAUUUCUCCCAUUAGCCCACAGUUACCGCCAUUGAUAAACUCCCUGCAAGACGAGAUCUUCACUGGAACAUCCACACCAUCAUAUUCUUCAACAACUGAUGAAGCUACUACAUCGAACCCAGUAACUUAUACAACCCCGUCUUACAGGGGUCGAGGUACCAGCCGGGGGUCUCAAAGAGGUUCAUCAGCCUAUACAACCUCAACCUCCCCGAGUAGAAGGCCACAGGCUCGUACAAGGCGGCCAUAUGAUGGGCGACCUUACUCUCGACGUCAGCCUGUCACAACACCUUCUACAACUUUAGAGCCUUCGACAGAAACUCCAAUCCAGCAGUACACUCCAAAGCCAGAGCUAGCCUUCAACAGUCAAGAUUAUUCAGUACAAAACACUGCUUCUCCCUUACAGACACAGUCUGUUAACAAUCCUUCCACAUUGCAGCCUGGCUUUACUGGCACAUACUAUAAUGAACAAUUUAUUGCCAAUGUGCCUACAGGAAAUCAAUUUUCUGGACAGGGUGGACAAAACAUUCAGCAAGAGACAGUUGUCGACAAUGGACAAAACUUUCAGCAAUAUCAGCAACAGCAAAACAGUUAUAAUGGUCAGAUAACAGCAGAAACCACUGCAGUUCCCACAGCGGCUACAUCUGAGGUGCAAGUAGAUGAUCAGAGUUUUAGGACUCAAAGGCCAACAGGGUCUAGAAAAGAUUCCCUGAGACAUCACCAGAGAUUCAGAGGUAGACAACGACUUACCACUUCAACAACCACUGAGAACUAUGAACAGCCCUCUGAACCUGCACAGAGCCACUUCACACAACACACAAGCAGUGGCAUGGUUUACCAAAAUGUACCAAAUAGACACCAUCUAAAAAAUCAUGAUCAAAGUAGACUGGUUGAAAAUACCCACUUCACAGCCAGUGUACCCCAACAUGCUGUUCAAACCGAACGAGCUGAUGUUGGAAUACAGACCACAGAAAAAGUCUUCCCCGUUCAACAUGAACAGCAAUUCAUUCAACAGCCAGUAGACAAUGUGCAACUCAAAUCUCAGAUAAGUACACAAUUUCAAAACCCAGCUGUAUCUCUGGGAGACGAUCAAGUCAUAAACCAAGACAAUCUACAACAUCAAUUCCAGUUGGCACAAGCACAAUUUGCCCAACAAAACCAGAAUAUUCAGCAGUCAAAUGUCAAAAUCAAUCCCCAAGUAAAUGGAUUUGAUUACGUACCAGCAACACAGCAGAAUGUUAAGUACGAAAAUGACAACUUCCAACAAGAAAGAUUCACACAAAAUUCAAACCUUCAACUUGCUCAACAAGGAAAUAUAGGUCAAUUUCAGUCGGAGAGACCAAUUACGAACCCAGUUGAACAGACAUAUUUUGAUCAACAAAACCAACAAGAAAGACAACCAACAAUCCAAGAUGUCCGUAAUCAGUAUCAAUACAUCAAUGAACAAAAUAUUCCACCAACACACAGUCAACAAGAGGGAACAAUAAAUGGUGUUCAAAAUCACCAGGCCGAACAAGCCUCAACGAUUGGUCAGUUUGGACAGCAUGUUACUGAAGUUAGUAACUCUUCUCCUCAGGAAACACCAAUACAAACUCAACAACCUGAAACAGCAACAUCCCAGGUAGAUGAUGCCAACAACGCUCAACAUAACCAACAACGACUUGUAAAGUACAACAGGCCACAUAGUAGAACCCAAGUAACAGGUGAUUCCUCUCAGGCUGAUGGACAAGCACCAAGAAGAGGUCAGUUCCAUUACCAAUCUGCGGACGAUGUACCCAGCACAUCCGAACCAGCUACAACUAGAGCAUCACUGGUACGAGUGAGAGGGAGAGUGCGAAACAGGCAGCGGGCAUCGACAAGAGUGACAACAACGACAGAAACACCAAACUACCCAUCCACAUACCUGAACAGACAGAGGAACACGGCUGAGAAGGAAGAAACACAAGAAUAUGUGCCAAAGAAACGUGUAACGUAUAGCAACCGACAAUCGGUCAGCUCCUUCAGACAGAACGUUAAUAAGGAGGAAGACAACGAACAGAGCUUUACAGAACCAAACUAUGCUAGCACUGACAGACAGUCGACUGCUGACAGGUAUGUUGACAAUACAGAGAUUUCAACCACCACUACUGAAGCCACUACCAACAAACCAAGAAGGUACCAGCAUAUUCUCAACAGGAAUAAGGUGCGACGUGUAAGGCCAACUAAUACUCCAUCAACUUCCGGGUCAUAUGGAACAACUAAAUUUUUACUACCGACAACCACACCACCAGUCACCCGUCUCCCAGCCAGCAGGGGUAGGAUAAGGAAGCCGGUGAACACCAAAACAACAACCACUACUGAGUAUCCACAAGUAAACAAUUGGAAUGACAGAGAUAAUUUCGCUCCUUCUGCAGGAAGCAAUGAGAUUUUGGAACCUUUGUACCAAACAAAAGACAAAACUCAGCAGACCUUUGGUUUCCAGCGCACACCUGUAGCUCCACUAAAAACUACUCCGAAGCCACAACCAGUAGCUGAAGAAGAUGAUGACUACUGGAGCCAAGCUGUUACGAUCCAACAGAGUACGAGUUUUGACUUUAAACCAGAAGGGUCUCCAGUAACACCACCGUCGUUCCAAGAAAACCGAGGUCAAGGAACAUUCGCUCCCAUCUGGAAUGGGCAGAUUGAACUUCAAGACGGGAAUUACUAUGAUAUUUUCAGCCAGCAACAAAUAGCAAAGAACGCUCAGGACCAAACACCGUUUUCAUCUGAUCACCAGAAAAUAGUGUACACUGAUAUCAAAAGUAGGAUUCCGAUAGGCAAAGAAAACCAAUACAGUGAAAAAAGCGAAGUACAAAAGCAAAAUGCAGAAGAAAAUUUAGAAGAAGAAAAAGUAUAUCCUGUUUAUAGGGAGGUUGUUAAGCCAGCCGAGACACUACAGGAAGAGACUUCACAAGUUGUGGCUGACGUUUACGAAGGUGAAAGGAAAGCAGUUCAUGAAAAAGACGCCUCAGACCUGUCUGAAAACAAUGAUGAAAGGAAAGUUCAGUACGAAGAGUCAGCCAGUUUUGAACCUGAACAUGAAAUAAAAGAAGGAGCCCUCAAGCGGAAAAUUAUUGCAACUCACCCAGGCAAAAAGGGAGGCCGCAGACGUGGUAGCUGGGUGAGAGUGCGAGUCCGCAAGCCGCAAGACAUGUUCGAGACAGCCGAGUCACAAAACCUGGCCAGCCUAUCAGAGAACGCUAUCCAAUCAGUGUCGAAGACGGUCGGUGAGAAAGCAGCAUGGACACCAGAGCCUGAACCGGUCACCGAAGCUCCACAAACAACUGUCAUCUCGGAGGUGGCUGAGGAGCCUGUUGAAACCAUCAACUUUGAGGACGCCCUCAAGAACAUGCUGAAAGAGUUCAUCACAAACCCCGAGGAAGAAAAGGAAGAUGGAGAAAUCGUUAAAGAGAACACAAACUCCACUUCUGUAGAGUCUGAAGAAUCGAAACUGGUAGAAAACAGUUCAAGUGCUGACAGUGAUGUGAAGACAGGUGAGGUGGAAAAUGAUGGAUCCAAAACCAAAGAGCAAGAAGAAAACGCUGAUUCUGAGAGGUCAGAACAGAAUAAAGACGAAGUAAAAACCGUUCUUCCUGAGGUAACGACUGAGGUAUUUACUCAGGAACCGACGACGAUUUUCCAACCAGUUGAAAACGCCGAGACCACAAUAGAACCCGAAGUAACGACUUCUAACGACCAAGCACCAAAACCUAGGGUUUUAGGUACAUCAACGACUACACAGAUCUCCUUAGAAACAGAAAUCUGCUACAGGGGUCGCUGUGUGAAGACAAAAAAAGGCGAAGCUGACAGUGACUUGUUAACAAUGGAAUAACAUGUAUCGAGGCCAAAAAGAUUAGUCACAACUAUUUGUAAAAAGUGAUGACAUGGACACAAACUAGUGCGAUUGUUGAUGUAAAAAUUAUUUAUUGUAAGAUGAAGAUAUUUCAGUCGUGUGCUACAUGUUGAAUGUAAAGUGUACCAUAGAACCCACAAGAUUUCAACUUACUUUUCUGGACAUGACUGAUUGUAUUAUAAGCUCAAGUGUUAGUGUUAUUAUUUAUGUUUAACAAAUUAAGAUAUAGCUUUAGUUAUUCGAUUGUAAUGAUAUUCAAGACAAGUGUACUGAAUAUGUGUAAAAUAAAGUGAUAAUUUGUAUAAAAUUAAACUAAAGAGUUAUCACUCUGA